Sus scrofa (pig) is the source of this 5798-nucleotide messenger RNA. Lineage: Eukaryota; Metazoa; Chordata; Mammalia; Artiodactyla; Suidae. The record is from RefSeq and is a predicted model, not a curated record.
ACGCUAGGGGGCGUGCCGAGUCUGAGGGAGGGGUCGUCCUGAGGGUGGCCGGAGGCCGGGGCGGCUCUGUAGCCUUGGGUGAGAGAGCUAGCGUAAGGUGAGCUGAACGAAAGAGGGGGACGCGCUGCCGGGCGCCCCCAGUCUAUGGAGCGGGGUAAGAUGGCGGAGGCGGAGAGCCUGGAGACAGCGGCGGAGCACGAGCGGAUCCUUCGAGAGAUCGAGAGCACCGACACGGCCUGCAUCGGGCCCACGCUCAGGUCUGUCUAUGAUGGUGAGGAACAUGGACGAUUUAUGGAGAAGCUUGAAACUCGUAUCCGCAAUCAUGAUCGAGAAAUUGAGAAAAUGUGCAACUUUCAUUACCAAGGCUUUGUGGACUCUAUAACGGAACUGUUGAAAGUGAGAGGAGAAGCCCAGAAACUCAAAAAUCAAGUGACGGAUACUAAUAGAAAACUACAACAUGAAGGAAAGGAACUGGUAAUAGCAAUGGAAGAGCUGAAGCAGUGUCGACUACAACAGAGAAAUAUUUCUGCCACUGUUGAUAAAUUAAUGCUGUGUCUUCCAGUCCUGGAGAUGUAUAGCAAACUGAGGGACCAGAUGAAAACAAAAAGGCAUUAUCCUGCACUGAAAACUCUGGAACAUCUAGAGCAUACCUAUCUGCCUCAAGUAAGCCACUAUCGAUUCUGCAAGGUGAUGGUGGACAAUAUCCCCAAGCUUCGAGAAGAAAUUAAGGAUGUUUCUAUGUCUGAUCUCAAAGACUUUCUGGAGAGUAUCCGCAAACAUUCAGACAAAAUUGGAGAGACUGCCAUGAAGCAAGCCCAACAACAAAGAAACCUGGAUAACAUCAUCCUGCAACAACCGAGAAUAGGUAGCAAGAGAAAAUCUAAGAAAGAUGCAUAUACAAUUUUUGAUGCAGAGAUAGAAAGCACUAGCCCAAAGUCUGAACAGGAUUCAGGCAUUCUGGAUGUUGAAGAUGAGGAAGAUGAUGAAGAGGUACCUGGGGCCCAAGAUUUGGUUGAUUUUUCUCCUGUUUAUCGGUGUCUGCACAUAUAUUCUGUCCUGGGUGCCCGGGAAACAUUUGAGAACUACUACCGAAAACAGAGGCGAAAACAGGCUCGUUUGGUGCUCCAGCCUCCAUCUAACAUGCAUGAAACUUUAGAUGGCUACAGGAAGUAUUUUAAUCAAAUUGUAGGCUUUUUUGUGGUUGAAGAUCACAUCUUACAUACAACCCAGGGCUUAGUAAAUAGAGCCUACAUAGAUGAACUGUGGGAAAUGGCACUUUCAAAAACCAUUGCAGCACUCCGUACUCACUCGUCUUACUGCUCUGAUCCAAACCUCGUGUUAGAUUUGAAGAACCUCAUUGUGCUUUUUGCUGACACACUUCAGGUGUAUGGUUUUCCUGUAAAUCAGCUUUUUGACAUGCUCUUAGAAAUCCGAGAUCAAUACAGUGAAACUUUGUUAAAGAAAUGGUCAGGUAUUUUCAGAAACAUACUUGAUUCUGACAACUAUAGUCCUAUACCAGUAACAAGUGAAGAGAUGUAUAAAAAGGUGAUAGGACAAUUCCCAUUCCAAGAUUCAGAGCUGGAAAAGCAACCGUUUCAAAAGUUCCCAUUCUCUGAAUUUGUGCCAAAAGUUUAUAAUCAAAUUAAAGAGUUUAUCUAUGCCUGUCUGAAGUUUUCAGAAGAUCUUCAUCUAAGCUCAACUGAAGUUGAUGACAUGAUUCGUAAAUCUACAAACCUGUUGCUAACUAGGACUCUGAGCAACUCUCUACAGAAUGUCAUUAAAAGGAAGAAUAUCGGACUUACUGAGCUUGUCCAGAUUAUUAUCAAUACAACCCACUUGGAGAAAUCCUGUAAGUACUUGGAAGAAUUCAUCACCAAUAUCACUAAUGUGCUUCCAGAGACAGUACACACCACCAAGCUCUAUGGCACUACAACUUUUAAGGAUGCCAGACAUGCAGCUGAAGAGGAGAUUUAUACCAACUUAAACCAGAAGAUUGACCAGUUUCUACAGCUGGCUGACUAUGACUGGAUGACAGGAGAUUUGGGCAACAAAGCUAGUGAUUACCUAGUAGACCUCAUUGCCUUUCUUCGUAGCACCUUUGCUGUAUUCACACACCUUCCUGGGAAGGUAGCCCAGACAGCAUGUAUGUCAGCUUGCAAGCAUUUAGCCACGUCUUUGAUGCAACUUUUGCUGGAAGCUGAAGUAAGGCAACUCACCUUGGGAGCAUUGCAGCAGUUCAACUUGGAUGUCAGAGAAUGUGAACAGUUUGCCAGAUCCGGCCCGGUGCCUGGGUUCCAGGAGGACACGCUGCAGUUGGCCUUCAUCGACUUGAGACAACUUCUGGAUCUCUUCAUCCAGUGGGACUGGUCAACCUACCUUGCGGACUAUGGUCAGCCCACCUGCAAGUACCUCCGGGUAAACCCCGUGACAGCGCUGACCCUGCUUGAGAAGAUAUCUAGAGAGAUGAAGGACACGAGCCGCAAGAACAACAUGUUUGCACAGUUUCGGAAAAAUGAGCGAGACAAGCAGAAAUUGAUUGACACUGUGGCCAAGCAACUCCGGGGACUCAUCAGCAGCCACCACUCGUGAAGGCUGGCCUCGGGCCGACAGAGGCCGCUCGCUGCAGCCCCGGAUCCCUGGAGCCAGCGCUGGCUGGCCCUGCAUUUGUGCAUUCUUCUUCAAAGAGAGCAGAUGUAUUUUUUUAAUAACCCAUGUACAGUAUUCGCAUAACCCUUCCCUUGAGUAACAGAGGCGCGAGAGUCAGCAAGUCCAUGAGAGGUUGCUAGGCUGGGAUUCAGGCAAAGUUACAGCACACUGUCUGUCCCUUCCUAGGGAUGGUCGUGUCACCUGUCCCAGUAUGACCAGCCACCUUUCAUCCAUGGCUCUAGAGCUUAGGUCUGGGCUCAGGAACUACACAAACAAAAUGGGUGCUUGGCACUGGGAGGGAGGUGAGUAGGCAGGAAGUACAUCCUGUUGGCUCCUAGGUGCCCCAUUCACUGCAGAGGGGAGGCCGAUUCUUCUUGACACAAAGAAAGAGCCUGGAAAACAGUUCUGUUUAGCGUAGGAAAGACCAGCGCCCAGUUCCCGAGUUGUGAGGUUCAGCUUCUCAGUGCACUGACUUUCACUGAUCAGGGAACAAGUGUGGCAGGUGGCAAGAUGAUGGCUUCACCCCAAUACCCCCCGCCCCCAUCCCGCUGGGGAUGGCAUUUUUUAGCCUCGAUCUGACCCAGUGCUUUUACUUCUAGUUUUUCUGGGCCAAAGAAGAGCUGAGUGUGCAGUGGGAAUAAUCGGACCUCAUGACUAACUGUAGGUGCCCCCCACACCAGGAGGAGUUUUACUGGAUCUGGAGAGCCAGUGUGAAUGGAAUCAGAGUUCCUUCCCCCUUCCUCUCCUUGUCUUCUUUCAGGGUCAGGGCCUAAGUCAGCAGUUAUUUCCAUAGACAGAGUCUCAGACGUGCCCUCCUCCAGCAGCGUCACCUGGGAUAGUCAGAUUCCAGAAGCCUGAAAAUGGUCCUUACUUUACCCUUAGGCGAAAUCUGAAGAUGACUUGGGAUUGUUCCUUUGUGUUUUAAAACCAGCUUUCUGGCCCCCAUCAUUAGAGGAAAUGGCACCAGCUCUGUACUGUGGGGACAGCCGUAACUGGACUGGAUGCCUCUAGGGGUGGAACCACUGUCACCGUGAAAUACAGCAGGUCGACCAUGGCUAGUGGUUUCUUUCCUCUGGCCCAGCUGUCCUUCGCUGAGUCAUAUCCUGGAAAAGAAGCUCUUCUUGCUCAAGCCUGACGCUUCCAUCCCCUUUUGAGGUCCCCAUAGCUGUCUUGUGGCUUCACCUGAGAAAAAUCACCUGUUAUCCCAUCCCUCCAGCUCUGGAGUUUGCAAAAGGAGCCUGGCCCCGUUAGCUCGGAAGCUGUGUCCACUCUCUGAAAUGGGCUCCCGAGACCUAAUGCAAGGGCUUUGCUGGGAGGUCAGACAGAGAAACCUGCCCUUUAAAACACUUCAGGAAGAUGCUACUAAGGCUACUGGCAAGAGUAUAAUUGUGGAUCACCAAACUAUGACAAAUAAGCCACACAGGCAUUUCCAGCUUGGAUUAGUGGGAGGAAAGACUCAUCAAACAGAAUUCUUCACCACCUUUGUCAGCAACUGAGUUGCUUCUGGGGAAGGCAGUGUUUCCUUUUUCACAACCCUCCCCCCCCCAAAAAAAAAUAUUGUACCACAGCUUGGAAACCGUGGGGAAGAAAACAUGCACUCAGACGUGCAGGUUCCCUCAAAGCUGGAGAGGCCAGGCUGCAUGUGGGCUCUGCAGAAGCCUCCUGAGCCUCGUCCUAGGGCUAGACAGUCGGCCAGGGCCUUAGCUUGAGGCUCAGAGAUGAGGGCUGCCACCCAGAGCCUCGAUAGCCAUGGGGAGGCAGGGAGCCAUGGGAAUAAGACCCCAAGUGCCAUCCCUCCCGCUCGGACUUUAUUAGAAAAGAGCAAGAAGAGUCACUCUCAUCCUAUUGCUUAAGAAGGGACCCGAACACCCUCUUGCACUGGACCGCAGUUGGAACAAGGUCUCUUCAGGUUUGAGUGCUGAGACUUUGAAGUGGAACUGAGAGAACCUUAAGCAGGUCACAUGGUUUUUUUAAGCAUUGUCAUUGCUGCUCUUGUCUCAAACCCGAACCCUGGAAACACUGUGCUAUAGAAGAGAAGGUGGAUGGGGGGAGAGGAAAGAGGGUAGCCUGCCCCUUGCACACACAAGUCCUUCUGCCAAAAAGGCUUAUCCAAGCUCAAGGCUCCUGGGUGGAUCUUUGUUAGAUCCCUCUCCCCUCUUGGUCUGCCUUCAGUCUUCCCAAACAGAACCAACAUACAGCCACUGCGCUGUCUGUGGAGACAUGCUGUUUGAAUUGGUGAAGUCGGAUUUUUCAGUUUUGUCUCGAGGCCUCUAGCUGGGCCAGCCCUUGAGAGGACUUGUGCAAAGCAUGGGUGCCCAGACUCCUAAGAUCUGGCCUCAAAAUGCCCAGAGAUGUACAAGUGCCCCGGAGGUCUCUUAGAAGGGCCAGAACGUGGUGCCCAGGAGACUUCCAGUCCUCUAGUUGGCCAAGUUCUUGGCGAAAUCAGGUCCUUAUUCCUGGAGGGACAGUCCAGCUGGGGACCCUAGUGGGUUUCAGUCAUAGUUUAGGCAGCUGGCUUGGUUUCAACCUAUUUCGUAGCGCAGUCCCUUUGAGGAGAGUGUGCCUGGAGCUCUUGGGCCUGGGGAAGAGCAGGCCCUCAAAAGUGGGGGCAGCGGCGCAUCCCUGUUGGUAAAGGGACUAUACAGUUUCCGGGCAGCAGUUGCCAGUAUUUUCAUCGUGUCCCAGGCCUCCUCCGCGUCAGCCUAGCUUCCCUGCACACUUGACAAGUGCUUGUUCAGCAGAUCCCAGACCCAGGGCCCUUUACCCAGGAUUGGCAUUGGCUGUGGCUUUCCCUGUAAGGCUCUGAGCACCCUCCCUGGGGCCUUCUCCCAGGACUCUGCACCUGGCUGCCUCCGUUGCCUCUCUCUCUUUCUUUUUUUUUUUUCCCCGCCUGGGUGUGCAGUUACUUUUCACUAAUGUGUUCGAAAUGGCCUUUUUUAUUUUGCACAUGUCUGGGGGAAAUUUCAGAAAGUCCAUUUUUAACUCUAAAGGGAACCUUCUUCUUUAAAGCUCACCAGUAAAGCUACUGAUACCGAUGGGCCUGGCAAUGAGUAGAAAACCUCCUCUGUGAAAAGAGCAUGUUUAUCCUCCUGUACGUUUGCCUCUUUUAAUUGCUAUUAAAUGACACAGCCUAUAUAUCUGUUCAAAAGCCA